CACGACAAGCUAUUUCAGGUUGUGUGUGGCAAUAUCAAUUGCAGUAUAGUUGUGAUCGAUGUGAGUUAAAGAUCUAAUAUUUGCGUAUGCACAUAUAGCGGGGUUUAUAACAGUAAAUUAAUUUGCUUAACGCGCUCUUUCAUUUAAGUAAAAGACAAUUUAUUGAAUAUACUGAUAUAAUGGAAGCCGCUGCUGUUUCGUUUUCGGAUCAAGGGUCUGAUUCAGUUGUUGAGUUCUGUUGCUCUGAAUGCGAUGAUGAAACAAAAGAAGCAAGAUUUUAUUGCGAAAACUGCCUUAAAUUUUACUGUGAAGAAUGCAUUGAACCACACAACAAGCUUUAUAAGAAACAUAAUUCCUUUGCUAGAGGCGAAGUGAAUAAAUGGCCACUUGCCAAGAAGUACAUGGAUUUUCUAGAACGUUGUGAAGUUCACAAGGGAAAACAAAUUGAAUUUAUAUGUGAGGACCACGACAAACUCUGCUGCAAUGCGUGUGUUCUGCUAAACCAUAGAACAUGUUCAAAUGUAAAAAUGGUUUCUGAAUCAGUAAACAAUAGACCAUUGUCAGGAAUUCGAAAACUGUCAACCAAAAUACAACAUAUUCUGGGGCAAACAAAAAAAAUGGAAGCAAACUUUCGGAGUGAACUAGAAACAUUAGAAGUAUCUUAUAUUCAACGGGUACGUGAUAUUAGAGACGUGCGCCAGAAAGUAAUUGCUGCCUUGGAUGUGCUUGAGAAAAAUACGUUGCGAGAAGUUGAUGACAUUAAGAGUUGCUUCCAAGAAUCACUUAAAUCCAAUAUCGAUGACUGUACAAAGAUUAACUCUGACUUAGACAUGUUCAAUGCUAUACUACCAGACGUUGGAAAUAAGAGCAAGGAAUUACAGUUUAUUGCCGAAAAAAAAUUCAUGGACAAAAUACAGAUAUCGGAAAAAUAUAUCAAUGAUUAUUCUCUUAAAACGGAGUAUUCAAUAACGUUCUGUGCAAAUACGGGUAUCGAGCAGUACAUAUCCAAACUUACUCAUCUCGGUAUCACUGGGCAUAACAACCGAAAAAUGCCAGCCCAUGGUAACCCAAAUGAAAUAUUCACAUUUCACGAUAAAUAUACACAUAUUGUAAACUUGCAAACAUACUCCAAUCAAGAAAGUGAAAAUAUUAGCAUUUCUGAACGUCCCACUGAUGAAAUGAAUCUGAAUAAUGACGACGUGUCGAAUGAGUCUGAUGAAGACAUUUAUAUUGCAGGUAUUUGCGGUUUUCUUAGUGGUCAGAUUGUUAUUGCUUUCAGUAAUCAGACUUUGAAGCUAUUUGACCAGCAAUAUCGUUCAAUCGGUCGUUGUGAAGUAUCUGGUAGCUGUAAAGAUAUGUGUAAAAUCAGUCCAAAUGAAAUAGCUAUUGCGUUAUUCAAUGAGCCUGAUAGUUCUGAUGAUGAUAGUUCUGGGGAUGAAACAAGCAGCAGUGACAAAAUACACGAGGUUCAACUUAUCGGUUUGGACAAAGGGCAACUAAUUAAGGACAGGAUAAUACAGCUAACACAUUUGUGUAUUGGAAUUGCCAGCUACCAGGAUGAUUUGUACGUGACUUCAGGAACCGCAUUGUAUCAUUACAAAUUGACAGGGUCACUUGUGGGAAAGAUUCACGAGGAUAAAUCGGACAAUCAUACAGUUUGGAAGUGCGCAGUUGGCCUCCAUGGUGACAAGAUAUUUUUAACAAACACAGAUAAAGAUUGUCUUAUCACAUUAGCCAUGGAUGGAUCCGUGCUAUCGAGAUUAGAUGGAAUAGGUCGUCACGCGGAUAUACACGUUACUCCGUUAGGACAAGUUCUGGUCUUUAGAGAUAAAAAAGGAAUCAUACAGAUUGACGGUGAUGGGCGGACGAUUAUUGCCAAAGAUGGAAGGAUUUUUGAUAUAAGAGUUGGAGAUAUAAGAGUUAGAGUGCAGUCAGUUUACUACAACCAGAUGACUCAGGCAUUCAUUUUGAUACCUGAAGAAGAUGAAUAUAUGUUUGUGUUUGAAAAGCAAUAAUUCGUGUCCAUAGUAUUAUUGUUAACGGUAUGGUACUUUUUUAUAGCAAUGUAUGUCAUUACCAUGUAUAACAAUUGUAUCCACACUGAUAUUGUCGACUUAUUUUUUUUUUAAACAUAAUUUAUAACAGUCAAGUCUUAGUACUAAAGUAAUUUUAAGCGAAUAGUUUUAUAUUACCAACAACAUUGUUACUGCAUAUUUCUAGCUCGGUUGGAAUAACGCGUAAAAGACAUUAAUCGUACUACCAUAAACGGGUUUCCCUUAAUCAUUUUCACAUUUGACGCAAUGAUACCAAAAUCAUAUUUUGGGAGCGAUAAAACUUAUUUUGAGUUUUAAGUUGUUUGCGUAAGUAACUCAACGAUGUUUGUUUUUCAUAUAUGAUGAGUAAAUGGAAUGAAAUAAUUUUGAUUUUAUUUUUUGCAAAUUUUUAAUCAUGUUUAAAGUAUUGAUUUAGUUUUGUGUUGUGUUGUAUUUUAACAUGUUUGAUAAAUUUGUACAGCACAAGGUCAUGUUCAUGACUGAAUAUUCAAAAUAAAACAUGUAUACCUAUGUAUAAUAUACUCUUUCAGAAAAAAUCAAUAAGUAACGGAUUUUGAAUAUUCAAAAGUUUGCAACAUGGCGUUAAAAUAUUGAAAAACAGGAAAUAUCUAAGUACAUUAAAUUACUGGUUUAUAUCUAAAUAAUAUCAAUUCUAGUCUGAGGUUUACUAUAUAUUUUCAUAAUUGUUGUAUUUCAAAUUUGAAAUAUUCAAUUUUUAUCACAAAUUUGAAAAGCUGUGUUAAUGUAGUAAAGUGAACAUAAAAAAAUGCUAUAAUGUAUGUGUAAGUAUAAUGUGUUUAAUAUAUAUUGUCAAUUGUAUAUGUCUUUGUUUUGCUAUAGAUCUAUAUUCACAAGUUAAAUAGUGUAGAUUUGAUCUUAAUAUCCGCAAAUAAAGUUCAAUUAGCAUAUCGGGCGAUAUUGAACACGGGCAAACUGACAAUACAUUAUUUAAUAUUAAUAAUAAAUCAAUUAUGUGGCAGUGAUCAGUACGUCUGAAUGAAAGGCUUAAAUGCUCUUAAAAAUUAGACAAAUCCAAUAACAUGAUUUACAAAGUCAACAUAAUUACAAAAGUGUUGGUUUGAACAUAAAUACAUUCUUAAUUAGCAAAUAGCCAUAUUGUCUUAUUCUAGUUAAAUUAAAAAGUUUUUUAUGAAAAUUUGUGUUUGCAUCAUUAUUAAGAAAUCAUUUACAUACAAAUUAAUUGAAGAUUAAUAUGUUAUUUCGCUUGCAACAUACAACUAGGCCUUUAGUUGUGUUUCCGUGCACAAUAAGUAUAAUCAAAACGUGAACAUUAACAUGUUGUGUGGUAAUGUUUCUACUAAUAAGUUUACAAAAUAUAUUGAUAUUAUCUGUUUCUGUUGUGUAUGGCGUUCUCGAAAAUAAAUUUCGUAGAUCUGG
This is a messenger RNA of Dreissena polymorpha, 3452 nucleotides long. RefSeq lists its product as uncharacterized. The coding region runs from base 180 to 2015 and encodes 611 amino acids. The transcript has 3 exons. The record is from RefSeq and is a predicted model, not a curated record. Gene Ontology annotation, molecular function: zinc ion binding. NCBI's taxonomy places the organism in Eukaryota, Metazoa, Mollusca, Bivalvia, Myida, Dreissenidae.